This is a messenger RNA of Stylonychia lemnae, 9147 nucleotides long. NCBI's taxonomy places the organism in Eukaryota, Ciliophora, Spirotrichea, Sporadotrichida, Oxytrichidae. The record is from the annotation of a GenBank genome assembly.
AUGAAAAAGGACCAGCAAGCUAAAUAGUAACAGUCUUCUACAAAACCUUAAGAUGAAACCCUGGACUAGUGCCAGGAAAAGCUUAGAGAUGUUUACAUGAACUACAAGGAUUUAGUUCAUCGGUAGAAGGGAGAGAAAAGAAUAUUUUACUUCAAGCCUGAGACAUUCCUGCUAUAGGAUCCAGAAAAGCAGAGAGUUUUCAGAGAGAAACUUCUAAAAAAGAUUACAGCCAUCCCUAAUCCUUAGCCUAUCACUUAUAUGGGAGACGAACUUCAUAAAUAAAUAAUUGAGACUAUUUAGGAUAGAUCUUAACCUCCUCUGACAAGAAAAGCACUUGCCUCUUUUUAUAAGAGAAAGCAUUACUCCUUGUAGCACAAAAAAUACAAAGUGCUAUUAAGAUGGGCUCAUCACGCUUUGACAACAGAAUAUAUGGAGAGAAUAGGCCAUGAAGCUACUUUCAAGUAUGGAAAGAUGGAAUAUGAAAUGGAAAAUGCAAUGAAUAGAUGCGAUAGACUAGAAGGUGAUGAUGAUUAUGAUGCAGCAUUAAAUGUCUAAAGACCUAAUACCAAGGCAAAAGAGGGUGGGAGUCUAUAUGAACCAAUAAGCUCAUUAAGAAGAGAUGAUAUUGAAGUAUAUUUGAGAACUGUAACAUACGAGCAAAAAAUCUAAAAACUAGUUAGCAAAUAUUUGGCUAGACUUAAGUGGAUGCCAUUAUAUAAGAGAUUUGAAAUUUUCCAGGAUGCCAGAGGAGAGUAGACAAUACCGAAGAAUUCAUAAGAUCUGAAGGAAGAACUUGAACUUAUUAUAGAGAACUAUCAUGUUAGCAAGCAAAAAGCUUAAAAUUAAAACAAAGCUGAUAGUCUGUUGAACUCUAUUAAGAAUGACCAUGAUAUGGCCCCUUCAAUGAUAGAGAAUUCUAUUGAGCUCAAACUUCACAUUCUCGAUAAAUCUUUGGAGUACGGCAUUUAUGGAGAUAUCGAGCUGGACUAAGGUUAUUCGUUCGCUUAUUAGAUAACUAUUUUCUUUCCUACCUAUUUCUAAAGACAGAUCAUUAAGAGUUAAUUCUCAUUGUAUGAUGCUUUUGCUGGCGAGGAAAAGGACCAAAACUCAAUCUAGAAGAGAAACUUACAAAAUAUGGUCAAGAUUGACACAAACAUUUUUAAAGAUAUCUCAACCACUAAAAAUAACAUACCAAGUUAAGAUUCGUUGAAUAUAGACGAAGGAUUUAGAAGCAUUAAGGUCUUAAGACUUAAAUCUUGUGCUUAUUGGAUAGAUUAUUGUGGAGUGAUGCAGCCUUAGAUACCUGCACACAUUCAAAAGUAAGCUGCAUUCUUAUCUAUCAAUAAUCCUAUUGACUCUCUAUUGAGAUCAGCUCUAAACUUUUUGGAUGUGAAUGACUUGGCUACAGUCAAUCGAAUUCUCGAAGAAACCGCUAGACUUCACUAAGCUUAAUAGAAAGAUAAAUUUAUUAAUAACUCAAAGAAUAAGAAAAAGAAGUCAGCAUCAGGAUAGUAAUCAGCUAACAUGAAAAAGAAUUAAGAGCACCAUCCUGAAAAGCCAUCAAUGCAUGAUGAUACUCAAAAUAUCAGAGAUCAUUUCACUUCAGCACUCAAAGGUGACAUUUAAUAGGAUUAAAAGGACAAUAUGAAGGAGCUUCCUAACGUAAGCAUAAAUAGCUUAAGAUAUCUUCCUUAGCAUAUGAUUCAUGCUUACUAUAUAUUGAGACAUAUGAAAAGUAGAGAUUACAAAACCAAGAUACUCUACAUCAUGAACUAUUUCAGAGCAAUUCAAAAGAGAAUGAUGCUUGAUUUAAGAGAAUUUGCAACAAGAGAAAGAAUACUUGGUGAUCUAGUUUAACCUAUCAUACCUGCUACAGAAGCUGAUAAGAAUUCCCAAAUUAACGCAAACGCUUCUUACUUCAAGAAUCUAAACUCGUAAGAGCUAGGCAAUAAUAUCCCUUCCAAAAUUGUUAAUAGUGUCAACAACAUGUCAAAAGAUGAAAAACCCUCAAUGUUUUCCAAAAUAGCUGAAAAUGAUAUUGAAAAGGAAAAGCAAUUCAGUAUAUUUGAAGAUGGUGUUAUUAAAACAGAAAACUCUUUGGUAGAUAUGAAGAAAUAUAAGUUCAAAGGGAAAUUUAAUAACAAAGUGUUCUCUACUUGCCCUUCAAUACCAAGAUUUCAUGCGACUUUUGGAGAGCCUAUAGAAUUUUAGCCUUAUAAUGUAGAGCUGGAAAGAAUCGGAUCAAUAAAGCAUGCUACUGACGAGGGAGUUAAAUUACUUGGGAGAGUAGAUCACAUUGAGGUUGAUGCCAAGAAUAGAGAAGUAUUUGUUAAGGAUGAUUUUGGUUUGUACAUAAUGUAUGAUUGCUCAUUCUAAGAUAUGAAGGAUUUAGAGGAGGAAAUUCUCAAGAUUGGAAGUUUUUACAUUGCUAAACAUGAAAUCCUUAUUAACACUGAAAAUGAAAAGCCUUAUCCACUAAUUGAUAGACUCUCCUUAAUGGAAGAUCUGCUUGAAAUGGAAUAGCAUUUUCAGUUCAAAAAGGUUUAACUUAUUCAAACAUAUAUGGAGUGCUAUGAGCAUAUAUCAGAACCUUUGGAAUAGUAAAGAUUGAUGCAAAUCAUUAUAGAUUUAAUGUCUUUAAGACCAAGGCUUAAUCUCAACUCAACAUAUUUUAGAGAUUCCUAUCAAGCUGAAAUUAAUUGCUUAGAUAAACACACUGAACUUCUAUAAGUAAUUAUCAAGAACUAGAUGCUGAUAGAAAAAGAGGAAAACAAAAGAGUGCAUGCCUACUUAGAUCUUACCUAUAAAAUAGCAAAUGAUCAGAUAAAGGGGAAAUGGACCUAUUCAGAUGCUGAAGACUUCUUUGAGGAACUUAAAAAGAGAAAAGCUACCAUCAAUAUCAUGAAUGGAAUGAAAGUAGAAGAAAAAAUAAAUGUUGAUGAGGAUUUGAAUCCCCACAUUACAGACAUGAAUCCAUCUCAAGCAUCAGAUCAAAAGGAUGAUGAUAAAGAUUCAUCUGCUACCAAAAGAUUCUUAAAUAAAGUCAACGAAAAUAAAUAUGGUAGUAAGUUUCAAGUAUAGUAAGAGCCAGGUAGUAAUACUAACAAAAAUCCAGGUCCCCCGUAAAAUGAAGAACUUCAAGGAGGUUUUGCUGCUGUACUGGGUUUACCUCCAAUAACAGUGGAAAGUCUCUAUAUGCAAUACAAGGAAAAGGAUGAAAUAAUUCUAGAAGUAAUGAAUGAGAAUGCGAAUUUCAUCAGAGUAUAUGAAGGCUAUCCAGACUAGCACCUUUAUCUCUCAGCAUAAGCAUCUUAAAAGCUCUGUCUUUACAAAUUUUCAGAGUGGAAUAUUCCAAUAAAUGUCCUUGAUUUUUUCGACUCCUUGAAUUUCUGCACAAAAUUUUAUGCUACCAUUCAAUCGAUCUAUGUUGAACUAAAUGAAGUCUUGAAGCCUCACGAUCCAUCACUUGCCACUUUAAUUGAGACUAAAAUUCUAGAGAGAAGUCUUGUUGAGUAUCAAAAAUGUAAAGCAUUCUUAGCUGAUGAUCUCAAAGAAUAUAAAGGAGCAGAGUAUAUAGAGGAUGAAACAAUAGUGGGAAAUGCUGAUAAGCUUACUUUUUACGCUAAAGACAUGGUAUCACACUUAGCAAAGUGCUUAAAGCCAAAUAUUAACCCAUUUUUAAUAAGCAAGCUUGAUGUAGAAACUAUAAACUUCUUCGACUAUCCCUAAUAAUCUAAAGAACAAAACCCUUAUUUAAAAGCACCUCUCCUGCUAAGAGAGGAUAUGGAUGUCUCGCUUAAGAUAGCUGAAAAUCAUGCGAGACCAUCAGCAGGCAGCUAUUAGAGAUUUUUCCCACAGCUUAAAGAACUAAUGAGAAAAAUAAAUAUUCCACCAAUGCUACAAAUCUAUUGUAACACUGUAGAAUUGCUGAGACUUAGACAGGAAUUGCUAUUCGCAGUGAGUGAAUCAAUGCUUCUUUAAGAAGUUUAUGAAAAUUAAUCUAAAAUGGUAAAUAGGUAAAAUUUCAAGGUCAUCUACUCAGAUUAGAUAAACUUUGAUAACUAUUUGAUAGAUCAAAGUAAAAUCAAUUAUAUCGACGAUGGUCCUGCUAAGUUGAUAGACUUUGAUUUGGCAAUUUCAGAGUUUGACCAAUUACUUAAAUCUAACUUGAAUUUCAGGAGUUCUGAUGCCAUCAAAAUGAUGAUGUGCAAUAGUGGUUUAGAGGAGUUGAGGGCUAUUUUGCAUUACUAACUCAUGUAAAAGCAGUUGCUUAUAAUUGGAGUCAGAAUGAAUCAGCUACUCAUUGACACUCAUAUGAGAGCUUUAAGUGAACUUGAAUUAGCUAAAAAAGGCUUUGCUCUUCCAAACAUGAUAGUAAAGCUUCCAAGUUUGAUAUCAAAGACAGGAGAUGGGUUUAAUUUAGAAAGCUAUCAAAGAGAGAGAUAGAAAUUUUAAUCAAACUUGGUAAAUGAAGCAGCACCAGUAUUUUACUAUAUUGGUACUAGGAAAGCUAAAUUGAGGAAUACUGUCAGCAAAAAAUUCUCAGUGUUUUUGACAUCAGUGGCUUCUACAUUUGGAAAAGUUGAAUGUAGUCUAAGAGUCUUGAGAGCCUAUAAGUUGAAAUUAGUACAUUCCUACUGCAAAGAGGUAUUGAAGGAAGCAUAUCAUGAUUCAAUGAAGAUCCAAGCAGUAGCUGCAUGCUAAAAACUCAGAACUCUUAGUCAGGUUUUCAAUAUAGAUGAAUCUAUAUUAAGUCUGGGACAUAGUUCAGGAGGAAUAGACAAGCCCUAAAUCUUCAAAUACGAGUAGAAUGAUUUCUUUGAGAAUUUCUUUUGUGCUUAUAAUCCUUCCUAUUAAGAAAAUCAGUAGAGCAGUUUUUCCAAAGAUCCAUACUCAAGUAAUCUUGCCUUUUCAACAGAAAAUCUAGAGAUCUAGAACUACUAUAUGAUACCAUCAACAAUCAGUUUGAUGAAGUGUGAAGCUAUUACAUACGAGGAGUUAUCAGCUAUUAAUACCAAGCAUCCAAGUUUUGAUUUCUCUGGAGUUCCAGAUGAUAAUGAUGUAGAGUUAAGUAUAAAGAAAAUGCUUCCUAAAUUCAGGCCCUUAGCAUCUGAAUACCCUAAAGAUGACUAUGAAAAGGACCGUAUCAGCUUGAGAUAUGUAGACUUCAAAGAUUCGUAUGACUACUCUGUCACUGUUUACUCUCAACUAUUUUCUUACUAUUGUAUGAUUGAGAGAAUAUUUCAUAUUAAGUACUUUAUUACAAAACUAGCUUCUAACCUAGUUGAUUCCCUGAGUAUGGAACAGCAUGUUUUCAAUGGUCUACCUUUUUGGAAUUUGGAUACUGAGACUGAAGGAAUGAUAAAAUCAAUGAAGGCAGAUACUGAUAAAGAGAGACUCUCUGAGAAAAUCCUUAAUAAGAUAGUAGCUGAGAAAAGAGCGAGAGUGAAUCUUUCAGACGAUGUGAUAAAUCUUUCAAAUAUGCUAAACUUAGUGAUCAAGAAGAUGUAGCAUUUCAUUCAUCAUAAAGCACCAGAUAAAAUAAGUUAAAGUUCAGUGAUAAUACCAAGAUAAAGGGCGCUUGAAUUUCUUUACUCAUACCAUGAAUUCAGGUACUACUUCUUAGUUCACACAAUGGAUAAACUUAUUGAUUCUUAUCAUUCAAAAGGAGGAUCAAAAGAAGUUAGAAUUAUCAGUGAGUUCUAGUAACGACUAAUUAAGAGAGAUCACGUCAAAAUAUCAUAUAGAUACAACUCUUUCCAUUCAAAUGCAUCUUUGACUCGACCAGACCAUUUCUCUUUAGAAUCUAGCAACAUCUUUCAUUACUAUGGGAACCACGAGGAAUACUCAGAUUUUAACACUUGCUUAAUGCCAAUAGUUAAUGAACAUGCUAUGAGUCCAGCAUAGAUAACUUUAUUCGAAGGCAUCUAUGUUAACCAAAAAAUGAAAGCAACUUAAUUUGUAGGGUAGAUUCCUAAUUAUCCUAGAGCAUAUCCUUCGCUUGAAGCAGGGUUGAUAAACCUAAGUGAAACUGAGAGAGCAUACGUGAAUUCGUCAGUUCACAGUAUGAAGGGAUUCUUUAAGGACUAUCUUGAAAUUAUUCAUCAAGAAGUCAUUGAAAAUGAAGAAGCAAUGAAUGUACAAAGCCUUAAAAAAGUUAAGAAAUUCUUAGGUGAACUCAUUCAAGCAAAGCAGCUUAAAAAUGCCUUGAUAUGCUGGCUUGCCAAUUCCACAUUACCAACAGACACUAAAAUAUAUCAAAGCUAUCUACAACAGUAUAAGAAUGAUAUUUUUUGGAAAAUUAUGUAUCAAAAAGAUUAGCUACCAAGCGUCUAUGGUCAUGCAUAGCAAUAGCAUUAGUAAUAAUAACAGUAGAAGACUUAACAGAGUCUGGAACUUUAAGGCAAAGAAAGAAACAAGCAAGCUGAGUAAACUAUGCUAUUGAAUUAGUAAUUGAUUAACAUGCAAAUCUAAGUCUUGGUUGAUCAAGUCUAAUCAUGUAAAGCAGAGACAAUAGUGCUAUCUAAUGAAAUUGAAAGACAAAUAGUUAAAUCAGCUAUCAGUGCUAUAGAUUAGGAGGCCUCUGCUUUAGCAAAUUGCUUUUCAAUGAACUCAAAGAUGAUUGAUAUGCAUAUCCAUCCUUUCUAGUAAUUUGCAAGCACUUGCUACUCAGUUGUUGAUUAAAAUAGUCAUCUAGAUAUGGUUACAAAAGUAGCUGAGGUCCAAAAAUUCAUUACUAAACUUAGAAACAGAGGAACUGAGGUUGAGACUCUUACUAGUGGUCCUGGCAUGGUAUUUACAAUUAAAGACUUCAAUGAAUGCAUUUAAAUAUUGUGUAGAGGUCUGAUUAAAUAUUCAGAGAGAGAAAUGAGAUCUAGAAGUGAAGACUUAUCUAAGAAAGAAUAGCAUUACUUGACUCUGCUAUACGUCAAAGACAGGAAAAUUGAAAAUCUAGAAGAAAGAAUAAGCAACACAAGAGAUAAUCUUGAUAAGCUUAUCAAUUCCAAAAUGUAUGAGAAGGGUAACUAACUCAUAUAUGAACUAGAUUUGGUUAACAGACAACUCAGAUUAUUUAAGGAUAAUAUUUUUGCAAUGGAAAGAGAGCUGAGAUCAAAUAUCAGAGCAGAAUUUGCCGAAACACUCAGAAGAAACAUGAGAGAUUUAGACACCUCUGUAAAUAGAUUCAAAGACUUCAAGAAUGAUGUCACGACUAAAGUAAAAGCUGACUUAGCUCAAGAACAAUAUAAAAUUGAAAAAAUUUUGAAGAAAAAGGCUGAAGAAUUCAAAAAUAUCUCCACAACUUCAAAUUCAAAUAGAGAUGGCAAACUUCAGAAUAGAGUCAAGUUCUAAUCAACAGAGAUAGUUGAAAAUCCUGCUUCUAGGGCUAGCAAUUUCCCAACUUUACAAGAAUUGAAUGAGAUGACUGAACGAGAAGCAAGAGCAGAAUUAGCUCAAAUGUGGGAUAUCAUGAGAAAGUUAAGAAUCUUUUGGAAGACAAAGGAAGUUCUUACUAUCGAUAAAUACGAAAAAGAAAUCUUUACUCUAAAGAAGCAGCAAACUAGCAAUGCAUGUCUAUGGGAGUAAUUAGCAGAAGCCGAGAAGAGAGAAAAGGUACUAAAACAAGAACUAGUGUUUACUUAAUAAUCAUUAGCAGCUAGUGAAAAGGUUAUUGAAAAGCUAAAAGAUGAUUUAAGAAGAUCAGAGAGCGACAGAAUUAGACUUAAUCAGUACAAAACCAAUAAAUCUCAAAGAUUAGAGGAGCUUGAAGGAAAGGUUAGAAAAUUUGAAGUGCUUGAGAAUAUCAACCUUGAAAAGUUGAUUGACACUUUGGGUAGCAAAGAGAAGGAAAUAAUGAAAUUGAAAGAUUUAGAGAAGAACUUCGAUCAAAGACUACAUGCUAUAGAAAAGAGAAAAGAUAAUGAAGUCUUUAAUAUUAAGGGAUAAUACUAGAAAGAAUUAGUAUUAAAAAGAGAUGUGCUAGAAAGAUUAGAAGGCUUAAGAAUGGAAUUGAGAAUGCUUGAGAAAAAUGAAGGAUCUAUGGCUGAGGUCUGGAAAACUAAAUGUAAGGAGCUAGUUGAGAUUUGUAAUAAUCUUAAAAAUGAGAAUGAUUAGAUGAGAACUAGGUUAGUAAACCUAUCCUAAUCUAUGCAAAGCUAGUAAGAAUAUACUUAGGAAUUAGAACAACAAAAUUCAAAACAAUAGAGUCAUGAUAAUUCUUUCUAGCUACCAAAGCUAAUGCCAAACGUUAAUUACAAUAAAAUGCUCAACAACAUCUAAACAAGUAAAUAUGGCACAACUACAGGCUCAAAUACAAGACAUUCAUCUGUUGCUAAAAAUGAAUCAUAAAUGAUAUAAGGAUCAAUGGAAAAAUCAUUCUUAGGAGGAGCCACUGUAGGUAACUACUAAGAUAUUAGCACUACAUCCAAGCCUGGGGCUAAAUAAUCUGCUCAUAAGAGAGGCUAGAGUAUAAAUGAUUCUCAAAGCCAAAGUAAACUUACUGACAUGUCUUAAAAUAAGCAAUUACAUGGCAAUAUGAUAAACAGCUAAAGAUUUGGAAUCAAAGGUUAAUAAGCCUAAAUCACAUUUGGAAAAGGUUAUCAAUCAGUAAGAUAAUCACAAGUUGGAGUAAACUAGUUUAAGUAAAAUGAAGAUAUGAAUGAUUUUAUGAAGAAAGGAGUUACAGGAUAAAUGAAUUUUAAAUCUGGAGUUGAGAUGACCAAUACAACAACUUCCUAUAACAAUAAUACUUUCUUAGCAAUGAAUAAUGGUAAUAUGGAUAGUUCAUUCAACAAGAUAAUGAAUAGCAAGGCUAUUGGCUAGAGUAGUGAGAUAUCAAAGGCAAGAUUAAAUGACUCUAGACAUAAUGAAUCUAGAAAAGUAUCUUAAGAUAGAUAUGGAUCAUCUGCACUUUUAGCUGGAGGCAUCAGUAGUGCAGGCUCUCAUAAGAAAAGAAGCAAUAAUGAUAUUGUAGGCUUCAUGAAUUCUGAAGUUCCAAGCCCUAUGAAGCAUUCAAAUAUCUUUGAAUAAAAUGAGCUUCAAGAAUAGCAUCCCUAACACACCUCUUAAUAUUCAAAAGAAGAAUUACCACUAAGCAAUGAUUAAGAUAAUAUUCUCUCAGCCAAACAAUCUUCUAGAGAAACAUAAUGA